Molecule: messenger RNA, 3320 nt
Organism: Procambarus clarkii (red swamp crayfish)
Lineage: Eukaryota; Metazoa; Arthropoda; Malacostraca; Decapoda; Cambaridae
Product: nischarin
Cellular component (GO): cytoplasm
Molecular function (GO): phosphatidylinositol binding; protein binding
Source: RefSeq, a predicted model, not a curated record
UUUGUUUACGGUGAGCCAUGAGUGUUUGUGAUGGUCAGCUGACGCGCCCUGUGUCUCCAGGCGUUCCUUGCUCCUUCCUCGUGUAUACAUAGAUGGCAUCUUUGGGUCGUGAGCAUCAUAUUGGUGUAACUAUUCCAAGUACAGAGCAAUGUGAUGGCGUCACUUUGUAUAAUAUUAUCUUGAAUGUGGGACCUGCUCAGUGGUCUGUAAAGCAGCGCUACAAUGCCUUUGCCGAGCUUCACGAUAAACUUGUCGGCAACCAUGGGGUUGCUAGAGACCUUCUGCCUCCCAAAAAGAUCAUCGGCAACAAGGAUCCUUCUUUUAUAGAAAAAAGAAGAGCUGAUCUACAACUCUACUUACAGACCAUCAUAAACUUUAUGCACCAUGCAUUACCUCAAGAAUUGGUAGAAUUUCUUGACUUUCAACACUAUGAACUGACACACCUUCUUCAGUCGCUUGCAAGACAUUUCUUCAGUGAGGGUGACAAACUACUCCUUAACUGCCAGGCAGUAAACUUCACACCUUUGCAGCUGCAUGCCAUCUCCUACCGGCUCAAAAAUCCUCUUCCUACCAACGUUGCAUCAGAGCAAGAGACAGAUUUCAGUCAUGUGGUUGACUUUGUUUCCCAGGUUCGACAUUUGGUCAUCGAAGGAAGCAAUUAUUGUUUAAGAACAAGCAACAUCAUCCAAAAUAAUCUUCCCUACACCCUGAACACAUUCAAGAAUGUUGAGAGACUAACACUGAAGAACGCCAGUGUUUCUCAAAUAGGUCAUCUUGGAGCAGUUAGAAGGACUACCAAAUAUUUGCAAGUGAAGUACAGUGGCAUGGUGCAAAUGUCUGAUGUUCUCCUCUGUGAUGCCGUAUACAAAGAAAGUGUUGAUGGCACUGACCCCUACAGGUGGUUGUUGCUUCAGGAUGUUGAUGUUAGCUGCAACCAGAUCACCCAUAUUGAUGAGUCGGUUGCUCUGACGCCUAAUGUUGAAAAGCUAAAUCUUAGUUCUAAUAAGUUAUCAUCAGUGGAAUGCUUAACUAAGCUACCACAUUUAGUAUCACUUAAUCUGUCAAAUAAUCUUUUCACCACUUUACAAGAUAUGCACACCAAGCUUGGUAAUGUGGUUGAUCUAGAUCUGUCACAAAAUAAUCUGUCCUCUUUAAAAGGCUUAAGUAAGCUCUAUUCGUUAUCAUCACUUAAUGUUUCGACUAAUAAUAUCUGUGAAAUAUCAGAAGUCAGUCAUAUAUCUCGUCUUCCUUGUUUGGAGACUCUAAUCAUUACAGGUAAUCCUGUAGCAACAGUAGUGGAUUACCGUACGAAGGUACUUGAGCUCUUCGGCCAGCGGGUGUCAGAGAUCUGUCUGGAUAAUGAACGGCCAACUCAAAAAGAGUUGGAAUUUGUAGCAGUCCUGCAGGCCAUCAGGGCAUCAAGAGAGGGACGGCUACCUACUCUUAGUAUAUCUAGUCCAAUUCCCAUUAGCACAAGCACUCUAUCUUUUGAUCGACCUGAUAUGGCAACAGCUGUCAGUGAAUCUUCCAAUAACAAAUAAUAUCUUAGAAAGAAUAAUUAGUCUUUGGGAGAUAAUUCAUCAAUUGGAAGGAUUGUUAAAAUUAAUUUAUUUUUUACACAAAAGGAGAAACUGUAAGAUUCAAAAUCUUCAUAAAAGUGCCAUGUGAUUUAUUUUUUCUCUGAUGACAGCAGUCCUUAGUUUGCUAACUAAUGAUUAGGUUUAUACACAGAAGUAAUGACAUGAUAACUUCGGGAAGUCAUUUACUCAGUAUACGAGUUUUUGAUACUAGUUAACUGGAAGAUUAUCCAUGGCAUAGUAUAAGGUUGAAAACAUUUGCCGAUUCUCCUCAGAUCUAUAUUUAUAUAUUUAUUUUAAACUCUUUAAUUCAUAUAUAUAUAUAAGUACACUGUGUAUGUGUAUGUAUAUACACUAAUAUUUUGAAAGCCUUUGUUGUAGAUGUGUGUUGUUGUAUUUGACUGAAUGGGUGAGAACAAUGAUUCUAGCAUGAAUCUAAUCUAGAUUUCUUGCAUUUUCUUAGUUUGGGAAGAAAGUUAAAAAAUUAACUCCAAAGUUCAUUUUAUGCUUUUAAUGGGCCUGACACAUUUCACUAAGAUACCAUUUAGCAUCCUCAGAAGUAGAGGCAAAGUGAACAUAAAAACAGUAAUACAUAUUAAAUGUGAGUGCGAUAAAAGGCGGGGUGGUUGGUUACCCUGUAGAGAAGACCUGGUAAUCUGGUCCUGCUUCUUGUUUGUUGGUUGGGGCAUUAGGUGUGUAAAUUGGCAGUUCUGUAUUGGUCUUGUAGAUGGUAAGACUUAACCUAGAUGUCAGCUGGCUGUUGAAAAUUGGAUGAUGGCAUUUGAUGUCUAAUUUAUUGUCACUGUAUCUUUCAAUUAUUUUGGUAUUGCUGAUCAGGAUCUCUCUGGAUAUGAUUUGGUUAUUUGUAGAAAUUGUGAUUUUUAAUGGAGGUGCCUUGAAAGAUAUUUUUUAUCCUGUUUAUUUACUGAAGGUGCUCGGCCUGAGCAUUCUGAAGCAGGCAUUUGAAGGCAUAAACAACAUUUAUCUCUUUCAAGCCAUUUUGUUUGGCAUUGGGAGAGGUCUUCAUGGGCAAGUUGGCAGUCUUCUUACUCGUGUAAUAAAUGGUGAACCGCAGCUUCAGUGGAAUCAUAUUUCUAUCAGUUAUGUCUCUAGAUAAUAUACUGUCUUUUGAACCAUUAAAAAGUAGCUCCUAUAUAUAAUACUGUAUAGUUUUAUAGAUGGGAAGGUUGUGUAAUGUUGAAUUCUUCAUUAGUGGUUGUGUGGCAGAUCACGUUCCAUUUGCUGACACUUUCACAUGUCUUCUUUGUGUUGUCUUAGGCUCUGUUCUCUGAUCCCACACUAUGUACAGUGGGCUCUUGGAUUUUCUUCCAUGCAAUAUCUGGGCUGGUUGGCUUGGUCUUCUGUGCUUUUUAUCCUUCAUUCACUGAGUGUUGUGUCUUGAAACCUUCUGGCUCUUUACUCCAGGGUUCUGAUAAGUUGGUGCUGGCCUUGGCUGUGGUGUCUGUCCGAGGUGCCUCCUCUGGGUCUUUCAGCCCAUUUCCUGUGCUCUCCUUUUUUUUAUGGUCUCUGUUUGCUUUCUGCCUUCUGAUUUGAGGCCAUUUGGGCUUCUCGUGUGUAUCUGCUGCAUCCUGUAACCUGCAGGCAGCAUACCCUCUGCCUUCCCAGCACAGUGCCUGGGUCCUCUACUAUUUGUGGUUUGUGCUAGUCGUCCUGGGCUGUGAGGUCUGUCCCCCUCGGGUCUGGUUGGUUUAGUCUCGGGCUGUGGGCUCUUUUUUUUUUUUU